GGCGGGGCAGGGUCUGGGGCUAGUCAUGGCGUCCCCGUCUCGGAGACUACAGACCAAACCAGUCAUUACUUGCUUCAAGAGCGUCCUCUUGAUCUACACUUUCAUCUUCUGGAUCACUGGUGUUAUCCUUCUUGCCGUUGGUAUUUGGGGCAAGGUGAGCCUGGAGAAUUAUUUUUCCCUUUUGAAUGAGAAGGCCACCAAUGUCCCCUUCGUGCUCAUUGGUACCGGUACCGUCAUUAUUCUGUUGGGCACCUUUGGCUGUUUUGCUACCUGCCGAGCUUCUGCAUGGAUGUUAAAACUGUAUGCAAUGUUUCUGACUCUCAUUUUUUUGGUUGAACUGGUCGCUGCCAUCGUAGGAUUUGUUUUCAGACAUGAGAUUAAGAACAGUUUUAAGAAUAAUUAUGAGAAAAUUUUAAAGCAGUAUAACUCUACGGGAGAUUAUAGAAGCAAUGCAGUAGACAAGAUUCAAAAUAAGUUGCACUGUUGUGGUGUCACCGACUAUAGAGAUUGGAAGGAUACUAAUUAUUACUCAGAAAAAGGAUUUCCCAAGAGUUGCUGCAAACUUGAAAAUUGUUCUCCACAGAGAGAUGCAGAUAAAGUAAACAAUGAAGAUUGUUUUAUAAAGGUGAUGACCAUUAUAGAGUCAGAAAUGGGAGUGGUUGCUGGGAUUUCUUUUGGAGUUGCUUGCUUCCAGCUGAUUGGAAUCUUUCUAGCCUACUGUCUCUCUCGCGCCAUAACAAAUAACCAGUAUGAGAUAGUGUAAACAGCAAACCAUGGGCCUAUUCCUCUUCAACUUUAAGGACAUUUACAUCCCCCCUGUAAGCUAUGAAAUUGCCUGGAUGGAAGACUAGCUACUACUGCUUACAAUAGACCAAAAACUUAUAUAAGUAGUCUGAUUCAAUCAAGACGUGUUCAGUUUAAGUCCACCUUUUGUCCCAUUGAUGUUAGAUCAUUGAAACCCCUGUAUCACUGUGAAACACUGGAAGAGCUAGUAAAUUGCAAAUGAUGCAAUACCGUGUUCCUCUUGACUUUUAU
Mirounga angustirostris (Northern elephant seal) is the source of this 1035-nucleotide messenger RNA. Its product is annotated as tetraspanin-6-like. Gene Ontology annotation, cellular component: plasma membrane. The coding region runs from base 26 to 763 and encodes 245 amino acids. The record is from RefSeq and is a predicted model, not a curated record. Lineage: Eukaryota; Metazoa; Chordata; Mammalia; Carnivora; Phocidae. The transcript has a single exon.